This is a messenger RNA of Acanthosepion pharaonis, 606 nucleotides long. The record is from the annotation of a GenBank genome assembly. Lineage: Eukaryota; Metazoa; Mollusca; Cephalopoda; Sepiida; Sepiidae.
AUGAUAUGGCGAUCUUCCUAUUUACGAUUUGGAUGGAAGUUCCCGAGCUCUGAUAUUUUUGGUAAACGUCUGUCUUUUUUUUUUUACUUUUGUCUUCUUGGCCAUUUUUUUCUUUCUAGUGAUCUUUUUCUAUCUAUCUCCUCUGUCUGUCUCAGUCUGUCCAUCUAUCUAUCUAUUCACAGUGUUUUAUCACAUCUAUUUGUUCGAAGUGAUCUUUCUUUUUCUUUUCUCUAUCUUCUCUAUCUAUCUAUCUGUCUGUCUCAGUCUGUCCUCAGUCUGUCCACAUCUAUCUAUCUAUUCACAGUGAUCAUCCAUUUAUCUCUCUAUAUCUAUUUUUUCCAAAGUGAUCUUAGUGAUCUUUCUUUUUUUUCUAUCUAUCUAAUCUCUAUCUAUCUAUCUAUCUAUCUAUCUAUCUAUUCAUAUCUAUCUGUUCAAAGUGAUUUCUCUUUCACUCUUUGUGUGUCUAUCUCAGUCUGUCCACAUCUAUCUAUCUAUUCACAUGAUCUCUCUCUCUUUCUCUUUUUCUCUCGAUCUGUCUAUCUCAAUCUAUCUAUCUAUCUAUCUAUCUAUCUAUCUAUCUAUCUAUCUAUCUAUCUAUCUAGUUAA